UCAGUUCUUCUCUGAAGUUGAUCCACAGCGGAACGCAACGUUGACUCAAUUCUACUCGUGGCGUCUAGCGAAAAGUUGAAAAUACUGAGAAAUCGAAAUUUGGAAGAAAAAAAAACAAAUCGAUUUUUUGCGAUUAUUAUUUUUUGAAAUAUUUCGAGAGUGGCGUUUUGUUUGUGGGGAGUGGCAUUUUAUCGGCGAAGGAGUGGGUGUGGUCGUUACUUUACUUCCUGAUAAAAAAACAUGCAAAUUAUUUCCGUGGAAAUAAUGUGAAUUGUGGAAAUAAUAAAUAAUUCUGUUUGCAAAGCGUGACGCGUUUCUUUUUACUUUUGCAAAUUGUGAAGCGUUUUAAAUUUUUGCAAAUUGAUGGUUUGAAAUAUUGUGAAUUUGAAGAAGUCCCUUCCCACAAAAAAAUAUAAACGGAGUGGAGGAAUCGUAAGACAGACGAUUUUAACUCACCAACUAAACCAUGGCCCUGCUCCCCAUCGCGGGUGACCACCCCCACCACCACCACUACGAGCACACCUCCCCACCCAACCUGUCGCCAUCGUCGUCCUCCGAGAUGAAAAAGUCGUCCUACUACGUCCUCUUCCUGGGCGCGAAAGAGUCUCGCGGCCUCCGCGGCCCGCACUACAUUGAGCCCGUCCUCCAAUACUUUGUGAGUCAGGAGGCGCGCAUGCAGGCGCUCAAAGUGACGCUGCAAGUGGGUCAGAAGGGGCUCCGAAUCAUACCCGUUCACCACCGGACGACGACGGGGGUGGUGCCGCUGGAGGGGACGGGAGGUGGCGACAAGCACUUCAUUCCGCAUCACGCCAUCACCUGCGUCUUCCAAGCGCCCGCGCCCAACGACGACAUCGUGUCCUGUAUCCUACUCAUUUACAAUCCUGAUACGAGGUGUCCCGUACAUGUGCAUUGUUACAGAUGUGAUUCCCCCGAAACGGCGGCAAUUUUAAAAAGUCAGCUCGAAACGCUCGUCAACCGAGAAGACAAUCAACGUAAAUUUCGCGACAUUGAGUCCCGCCUGCAAUCGAAGGGAUUACUUGUGUCGUCUGGAACAUCGACGUCGUCCUCGUCACCGGUAAGCAGUCCGGUUAAGGCGCACGCGCAUAAUUCUUCGUCUCACAAUGCCCUCCGCUCGGGCGGGGGGAGCGGCACGCCGGAUUUUGACUGUCGCACGUCAGACUCUUCGGACAACUCGGAUCGCGGAUUUGGCUCGGCUUCCGGCGUUUCAAACAUUCCCGGGGAGCGGAUCGCGACGUUGUACGACUCCUUGGCGGCAGAAUUGCGGGAAAAGUUGAAUACGCGGAAUCGCAAUACGCCAAUCUUAUUCCCGCCCCGAGAUUAUGACACGGUUCAUCGGCAGCGCGGGAAUUUGUUGGGGAUUGAGGCGCGCCGCUGUUCAAAUCCGGCGGUUGUGGGGGGCGGUGUUGGUGGGAGGAGUAAUAGACGAUCGUACGCGUCGAGAGAGCAAGACUCGUGCGGACGGAGUAGCGGGAUUGGAUCGGCGGAGGAUAAUUGUAGCCCGAUCCAUGACGCCGGAACGGGAGCGGGAAUGGAUUCGAAUGUGGGAGGAGGUGUGCCAUCAUCGUCGGACGACGAAGAAUGGAACCCGAAUUCGCUCGUGGCGACGGAAACUACGCAAUUUCUGGUCCGUCCGAUGUGGGUGGUGGACAGUAAUAAUGCGUCAUCCCCAGCGAAUAAAUCCUCCCCGCUGCCUCCACCACUGCCAAAACGACCCGAAAACCGACAACGUUCCCCGGACCAUUUGAACCAUCACGUCUCCAUGCCCCCACCACCCCCGCUCGCGUCCUCCUCACGGGAAAAAUUCGAAGGGGUGCGGCAAAAGUGGGAGAAGUUGGAUCAUCAGUAUAACACGAAGCAGCAGCAGCAGCAUCAUCAGCAUCAAAGGUCCUCUCAUGACAGUUUGGAUGACGGGUAUCGAUCCCGUGAAGCGGCUGAGGCUGAUUACAGACGCCAACUCUCCCGCGAAAGUCUGCUGCGUUCCUUAAGCCGUUCCCAGAAAACCGGCGGAUCACGGGACAGUCUGGACCGUUGGGUCGAAGCGGGCGUGCGCUCGUCCAGAAACGUGUGGCGCAAACAUCCCGGCGGUGAUGAGGAUAUCCUUCUCCCGAGUUCGAAUCCCCACGGGGGCGGGGGGACGAGUUCUCACCCAUCCACCAAUCCAAACGGGCACCAAUACCUCAGCGGAGGGUCCAAUCUUCGCUGCAAAAUGCAACACUCCUCCCAAACCGCGAUCAUUCCAGAGACCAAUUCUUCCCAUAAUCGCCACGGUUACGCGGUCCCCAGCGGCGGUCGGAACGUUAUCGACCCUGCCGGCCGUCGACUGAAAUCGGGUGAUAAGCAGUACCGCGAGUUGGAUGAGCAGGAACGCUUCCCGGGUUUGGAUAAGGACACGGCACGCCUCGUUCUUCACGGGAGCAAUCACAACUUAAGUCAGCAACAUAUUUAUUCAGAGCCAUCUUUCGAGCCGAAAAAUAAUCCACAGAAAGCGAAAAAAUUCUCGUUUGCGUUUUGGAAAUAGGAAUUUUAGGAAAUUUUUAAUUUUAUUUUCUUCAAUUCUUAGACUUACUUGCUCAUGAAUGUAUUUGUAUUAAGGUGGAAUUUUUUGAAUUUUGUUAAUCUAAAAUAAUAAAAAAUUGGAGGGGAAUUUGGCCAUGAAUUGUGAAACAUUUGUCUGGAAACUUUCGGAAAUAUGCAGAAAUAACCGAUGUCCCUUUGCCAAUGUUUCUUCAUGUCGAAAUUUCGGGGACUUUGAGUAUUUGGGUAAAAUUUCAAAUAACUAAAGUUCCCAUUAUGGAAAUUUCCAGUUUCAGAUUUUCUGGAAAAAAUAUGGAAAAAUUGAAAUUUGAGUAUGAAUUUAAAAAAAAAUUAUGGAAACAUUGUACAGUUUUUGUUCUUCCUCCUUUUUUUAAUAAAUGUAUAUUUAAGAUAAUAAUAAUUUGUAAAAAAUAUGAUAUGAAACUGGCCAUGAAAUUUGUAGAGUUUUUUUUGUACCAUUUUUUUCCAUAAUUUAAUUAACCCGCAGCACGAACGAACGAGAAGACUAGUCCAGCUAUAAAUGGAACUAAUUUCAUGAUCAUUAUUAUUUUAUACGAUUAAUUAAUUAAUUAAUUAUUAACAUGCAUGAUACGAUUUUAAAUGUUUGAGCUAAUUUAAAAUAUGUAAAAUCUGUGAAAUAAUCGGGAGUGAAUAAAAAUUAGUAAAAUAAAAGUGCAGGUUCGCUCAAAAUGGGAUGGAAAUUUAAAGUCAUGGCUUUGAUGAAAAUGUAUAAAUAAAGUUAAAAAGUGA
Folsomia candida is the source of this 3306-nucleotide messenger RNA. RefSeq lists its product as uncharacterized. The coding region runs from base 467 to 2539 and encodes 690 amino acids. The transcript is spliced from 5 exons. Lineage: Eukaryota; Metazoa; Arthropoda; Collembola; Entomobryomorpha; Isotomidae. The record is from RefSeq and is a predicted model, not a curated record.